This is a messenger RNA of Penicillium subrubescens, 1560 nucleotides long. RefSeq names its product tetrahydrofolate synthase. NCBI's taxonomy places the organism in Eukaryota, Fungi, Ascomycota, Eurotiomycetes, Eurotiales, Aspergillaceae. Gene Ontology annotation, biological process: tetrahydrofolylpolyglutamate biosynthetic process. The record is from RefSeq and is a predicted model, not a curated record. Gene Ontology annotation, cellular component: cytoplasm; cytosol; mitochondrion. Gene Ontology annotation, molecular function: tetrahydrofolylpolyglutamate synthase activity; ATP binding. Bases 1 to 1560 code for a protein of 519 amino acids. The transcript is spliced from 3 exons.
AUGACUCGCUCAUAUGAGGCUGCAAUUGCAGCGCUCAAUUCCUUACAAACCAACUUUGCGAUCGUGGAGGAGCUCAAGAAAUCGACCUCGCGAGAGGAUCUGAAUAAGCGCUCACUCCCAGAGACGGUUGAAUGGCUUCGUCGCAUUGGAUACAAACCCUCCGAUCUGGACCGAUUGAACCUGAUCCAUGUUGCGGGCACAAAGGGUAAAGGCUCAACCUCCGCAUUCAUCUCAUCGAUUCUCUCCCAGUACACCCAGUCCGAGCCAGGUCAAUCCUCUCCGCGCCUUCACAAAGUCGGACUCUUUACCUCCCCCCACCUCCGGUUCGCGCGCGAGCGCAUCGUGAUUGAUAAUGCCCCGCUUUCGGAAGAACAGUUCGCGCGGUACUUCUUUGAAGUAUGGGACCGUUUGGAAACCGCAGCCAAGGCUGCUGGCGAGGAUCCUGUCUCGCUGAGCACUAAGCCGCAAUACUUCCGUUAUCUUACUCUGAUGGCAUUCCACACAUACAUGAGCGAGGGUGUUGAUGCAGCAAUAAUCGAGUGCGGUAUCGGAGGAGAAUAUGAUUGUACCAAUGUGAUUGAGCAGCCCAAGGCGACAGCUAUCACCAGUCUUGGAAUCGACCACACUGCUAUGCUGGGCACUACGAUUGAGAAAAUUGCAUGGCACAAGGCCGGUAUUAUCAAAUCAGGAGCUCGGGCUUUCACGGCGCCGCAACCUCCAAGUGCAGAGCAAGUGCUGGCUGAGCGUGCCGCCGCCAAGGGUACUCAGUUGGAUGUGGUGUCUGAGCAUCCUGAACUCCGCCCAGGAACCAGUCAUGUGAAACUCGGUCUGGCUGGUGACUUCCAAUACACCAAUGCCUCCGUUGCCGUUGCAGCAGCUGCCGAGUUCUUGAGAAAGACUGGUGUGGCCAACAUUUCCGAGAAUGUUAUGUCUGAGCCUCUUCCUGCCAAGUUCAAGACUGGACUUGAGGAGACCCGCUUGGGUGGCCGCUGUGAGACUCGCUUCGAGAAGAAUGUGGCUUGGUAUAUCGAUGGAGGACACACGCUGGAGAGCAUCCGCCUGGCUGGCCAGUGGUUUGCCUCGAGAAUCCACUCCGAUUCGUCCAGCGAGCUCGCUGCGAUGAAGCCGCGCAUCUUGAUCUUUAACCAGCAGACUCGGGACAGCACAGCUCUGGCUCGUGCUCUCCACGAGACUCUUGCCGCUGCGUUGGGAUCGGGCACGCCUUUCACUCACGCUCUGUUCUGCACAAACAUCACAUAUAAGCAGGCCGGCUUCCGUCCCGACUUGGUCAGUAUGAACACCAAUGCCGAUGAUCUCGAGUUGCUCCGCGUACAGAAGUCUCUUGCGACUGCCUGGAAUGAGAUCGACCCCAAGGCCGAGACCCAUGUGUUUGGAACCAUUGAAGAGGCCGUUAAUUUUGCGCGAGAUGUGGCUGCCCAGGAACGCAAGGUCGUCCAGAAGGACGAGGCGCCCGUCAUGACUUUUGUUACUGGCAGUAUCCAUCUGGUGGGCGGCUUCCUCGAUGUGAUCGAGACAAAGCCAUACGAAGAGACUGCUUGA